Molecule: messenger RNA, 5769 nt
Organism: Ceratitis capitata (Mediterranean fruit fly)
Lineage: Eukaryota; Metazoa; Arthropoda; Insecta; Diptera; Tephritidae
Gene: Poxm
Product: paired box pox-meso protein
Exons: 2
Coding region: 1116-2216 (366 amino acids)
Biological process (GO): anatomical structure development; regulation of transcription by RNA polymerase II
Molecular function (GO): RNA polymerase II cis-regulatory region sequence-specific DNA binding; DNA-binding transcription factor activity, RNA polymerase II-specific
Source: RefSeq, a predicted model, not a curated record
UUGGCGAACAACACGUUUGUGGGCUAAAUAUUCGAAUGCGUGCUCGAUGAGUAUUUGAAAAAAAACAGUGGCAGAACGUGUCGCGUCGCUUCGCAUCAGAACGCAUCAAUUAUAUUGAUCGUGCCGUGGUAUAUCGCAUCGCAGAGCAACGCGUCGAAACGAAUCGAAUCAGAUCGGUGGUGCUCAAUGGUGGCGAUAUAUGAUUGCGCUUACAUAAAUACAUACAGAUGUGUGUAAAGAAUGAACUUCAAAAUCUUUGUGAUUGGAGGAGAAAAUAAACAAAACAAGAAAAGUCGGCGAUUGCGGGUGUUACAUCUUUUUGUUUUUGUAAUUUGGUAACUUAUUUACACGUGUUUGUUGUAUUUGUGUGCAUUUUUUACAAACUUUUCGUUGGAGCUGUUUGAUUGAUGAUUGAUGUUUGAUCGUUUGUGUUUUGUGAUGAAUGCUUUUUAGCAAUCGACAUAUGCGCUUUAACGGUGAAGCUGAACGGUGACAAUAACGCGGUUAAAAAAAAUACUUGAAGCAAAUAUAAUAUUUUAGGUUCUACGCACAAACUGCUUUAGCGUCAGUGUUGACCCUAGUAAAAUCAUUGAUCGUGUGAUCCUUUAUUUCCUCGAAGUUUUGUGCUGAUGAUCUGCUGGUUAUUUGCUGUUAAACUACAAAUUUAUUAACAGUGCUUGCCGCAUACGUUUAAUGCUCUGCCCCUAUGUAAGUGCAAAUGAUAUAUAUACAUACAUACGUACGUAAAUGAAAAGUGAAGUAUAAAUCAAACAUUUUUAACAAAUUAAAAGAAACACAAAGAAGUGUUAAUAAAAUUCCCUGCUGCUUGGCAAUUGAUCUUCGUAAGAGUGUGUCUUAAACCGGCUCGCAACUUGCAUAGAAACUAACGCACACAACGGCGGAUGGAAAGACAUAUUUGCUAAUUCAUUUACUUAUUGUAUAUGCAUACAUAGAUGUUUGCAAAAAGUGUUUAACAACAGUGGCAAUAAUUGCUAAAAUUCAUAAAGUUUAAGUGGAAACUGUGAGGGAAAUUCCCAGAAGUGGAGAGCAGAAAAAGAAGAGGAGCAAAAUUUAAGAAUAAACUAUUGAUUUGACCGUAAUUAGCAAAAAUUCAAAUGGAUCCAGAAAAUCAGUGCCCGCAAUACGGCGAAGUGAAUCAACUUGGUGGCGUAUUUGUGAAUGGACGUCCACUGCCGAAUGCCACGCGCAUGCGCAUUGUUGAGUUAGCGCGACUCGGUAUUCGCCCAUGCGAUAUAUCCCGCCAGCUACGUGUUAGUCACGGCUGUGUUUCCAAGAUACUUGCGCGCUACCACGAAACCGGCUCGAUUCUACCAGGCGCUAUAGGUGGCUCAAAACCCCGUGUGACUACGCCGAAAGUCGUUAACUAUAUACGUGAGCUGAAGCAGCGCGAUCCAGGCAUUUUCGCUUGGGAAAUACGCGAUCGCCUGCUCACCGAAGGAAUCUGUGAUAAGACAAAUGUGCCGAGCGUCAGCUCAAUUUCGCGUAUACUCCGCAAUAAACUCGGCACUAUUGGACAUCAUCAUCAUCAUCAUAGCUCUGCCGUGGUGGCGGCAAAUGGCACAAACUCCUCGCCACACCAUCAUUCACAUACUCACACACACACGCAUGCACAUCAUCAUCAUGCGCCGACGCAUAAUACAGGUGCCUCAGCGGUAGCUACAGCAGCACAUCAUCAACAUGCCGCCGCUGCUGCUGCGGUGCAUGCACAUCCUCAUCUGUAUAAUUCCAUUUAUCAGCCAUAUAGUGCGUAUAGUAUGAAAAGCGCUGUGUCGUGUGGUAGCCCUUCACCACCACAACCGCCACAAAGCACACACCAAUUGCGUACGGCGGCCGCCGCGGCAGCUGCAGCACAUUGUUGGCCUUCAUCACAUUCGGUGAGUGAUAUUUUGGCGCAUCAUCAAGCGGUCGCGUUACGCGCCAGCUGUCAGGUUAGCAACACAAUGGGCGGCUUGCCGUCAGGAUUGCCAAUGGCACCGUCACCGAUUGGCGCCGCUGUGGGCGCGGGCGCGCAACAGCUUAUCGGCGCUGAGGAUUGUGAUGGUAUGGCUAAUAGCGCGGCGGCAGCCACACAAGUGGCCGUAGCGGCGGCAGCGGCGUCGCAACAGCCCUACAACUAUUACAUGUACUUCCAGAAUACUGGCAUGCAUCACCAUCAUCAUGGCGGCAUGAUGGCGGCCGGUGCGACGGGUUUAUGAGAUUUUAAUUAAUGUUGUUAGUAAACUAAGUUAUGUAAAGAAAAUUUCACUCGUAUGGAAAAUUCAAUAAUUUAUAUAAUAUAAAUAUAAAUUAGCAGAGAUUAAGAUAUGGAUGAUCAAUGAGUUUUACUUUAUUAUAACUUUUAAGUAAACAAUUAAAUACUUUUUUACAUGCUUAUCCAGUGGAAGUAGAUUUAAAUUAUAAUUAUUUGUUAUUUAUAAGUUUAUGGGUGAUAUGCCAAUCAUAUUUUAGUUAGGAACAAACUAAAUUAAUAAAAAUAAAUUUAUUGAAAAUUGUAAGCACAAUACGAAACUACAGAAAUGGUAUAGAUAUGUAUGUGUACUGACUUUGAAAUACAGAUUCAGUCCUAUCUAUGAAUAGUUCAUAAACUUUCAAACCUACAAAAGAACUAUGUGUGGAUUAACGAAUUACUCGGGAAGCAGCGAAUUGAGUUGAUAUCAUCGGAUUGGCUUAAGCUCGCUAAAACAGCAGUUGGAGAGUGAAGGCGAGAGCUUUAGUAAACGGUGUAGUAAACUAAAUAUUAAUAGGAUUUAUUCCAUAAUUUUCCACUCCAUUAUUUGUAAUAAUUUUUUUUUACUUUUUUUUGACUAUUACAGAGUUGUUUUUUUCUUUUUUUUUGCAAAGUAAUUGGGAGUAAUACAGCUGCAUCGAUAGGUAGACGUGCUGUCUGCGAGACUCCAGCCUCGGGCCCGAUGGGCACUAACCGCUGACUGUUCUGCAUGAACAAACUGAAAGAGGCCUAAAGUCUCUAUAUGAUCUUAAAGGGAUGAAAUAAUUAAGCUUGCUAAGUAGGAAUCACCUUUUGAUAACACGACUGAGUCUGUGAGAUAAAAAAAUUAAUUCCUUAUUCCGUUCCAAUUUGCAGCUGCGGUAGUUGCUGUAAUAGAUCCGAUAGAUUUUAGGUGCUUGUUCUCCAAAGGGCCAAUUGUUCGUUAUUUUAGCUGUUAAUCCUUGUCCUGUCAUACUUGAAUCAAAUCUGUUUCGCUUUCUUACUGGUGGGCGUGCAUUUCUAUCUUUCCUAAGCUAUUUGUUCAAAUGCUCUCUCUCUCUAUCACUUCUUGCCGGCAUGGUAUUAUUCAUAACUACACUUCAAAUUCAUCAAAAGUAGUUUCCCACCUGGCAUUCAGCAAUACUGCCCGUUUGUCGGUGUGUAUGAUUGAUUUCUGUAUGCUUCAACAGUACCUUAAACGGACCUCUAAUCCCUUCCUUUACCUUCACCAGCGAAUGUUGCAUCGAAUGCUUUCAGCGCUGCAGUAUUUCCAUCUUUGAAUCGUUAUUUAAAUUUUGCAAUAAUAAAAUUGUAAUCUUUAUAAUUUUACUUCGAUAAGGAAACUCUAAUUUCCACAAAUUUCUGCAAAUGCAGCUAUCACUCCACCACAAUUGUAGUUAGGCAUCAUAAGUUACGAACUCAUCGAAAAAGAAGAGGAAGAGCGAACAAUAAAUAAUUGAAAUACAUAUACAUAAAGAAAGUAGUAAUUUUAACAUAAAAUAGAAUCAAUAGUAGCGAGAUGAGAAGAAGAAAAAUGCAGGCGGCAAUUCUGUGGUAAGAGUUGAAAGGAGAAAUUGCGAGACAGGUGUGCUCCUUCUCAGAUGAGCCACAAAAAAUUAUACAAAAAUUAGCUUAAAUGAGAAAAAAAUUCUUCUACAAAUGAUUUACUUAUUCAGAUGAAAAAAAGAAGAAAUAAUUAAACGUAAUAAGGACGCUGUCAACUAUGACGGAGAUACUUUACAUUAAAAGCAUUAGCACCAUCUUUCAAAAGUUCUUCACUUCUUCCUUGGGCAGCUUUGGAAAUAUCUUCUUUACAUUCCUUUGUAAUGGCCAAUUUUUCAUCUUGAUUUUGUAUUGUAUCAAAAUUUUAAUUAACAGUCAAAAUCUAAAAAAAAAAAUUUCGUUCCGACACGAAAUGCAGAAUAGUGCUUUAUGUGACGGUGUUUGAGCUAAUCACAUCCUUUCUGAGCCAUAUUCACAUACCUUUCAUGUAUGUGAAAUAGUACAUUAUCUUUGGUCCGAAGUAUGAUAGACCUAUUAAGCUGUAUACCGAUCAUGGCCGCUGUCAUCUGUUUGUACGCAAACUAGUCUCUCAGUUUUUGAGAUAUUCCGUUUGCCGGAAGCGUCCUGAUCAAAUCACCAUAGCCUGUAUUUGGAACAAUCGAAAUAUGAGAUUUUGAGUCUUAAUAAUAGUAUCAAAUACAUUCGUGUCUACAAGUAAAUAUUGCCACCUUAAGUCGUCGAAAUUGAAUAAAUUCAUCAGAAAGUCCCCAUACAACCGAUUUUUUCAAAUGUGAGUUUUUAUGCGAUUUCAAAAACAUCCAGAUACCAUGUUUCGUAAAAUAUUAUAAUGUUUUUAAAAUUUUGACAGCCGUAUUGUAUCCACCAUUUUGAAUUUUGUCAAAUCUGGCAAAAAAUGAAUAUGAUAACCCUAAAAUCACCUAGAUACCCAUUUCUAUAAAUUAAUAAUAAUUUUUCAAAGAGAUCAUGUCACUUUUCAUUUUUUUUAUUUUAUUUCUUCGUUUCGAAAAUUCAAACAAGCAGAUCUAUACCAACAUUCGUAUGUACAAUAUAUAAAAAUAAUUAAACUUAUUAUAUGUUUCUGCUUGUCCGUAUGUACAUAUAGAUAUGUAUAUGCUUAUAUAUAAUGUUAUUAAGUAUACUCAUAUAAAUAAAUAUCUAUAGAUAUUUUUUUAUUUUCUUAAAAUAAUAUAUUUAUUUGAAAUUUGUCGUAAGAAAUUACGCAAUAAUAUGUCGAUUACCUAAUCUUGCUUUCAAAAAUUAUCCAUUUGAUAUAAAACAAAUAUGUAGUUUCAAAAAUACCCUGUGCCUUAUAUCAAAUUUAUUAGUUAUGAUUUUAGCCUGGCAGAGGAUCAGUGAAAUAUUAUAUAAUAUGUAAAAUUUAGUAGUAAUGUAAGUGGCAAGCAAUAAAAAAUUCUUAAUAACCAUAAACGCAGUUUUUUUUUAAAUUUAGAUAUAACGAAAUGUGAGUUGCUUUGUAUAAUAGUUGAAGUAGGAGAAUCUAGUCGUAGUAAUCUUUCAGCGCUGUAUAAUUAAUUAACUGAUGAAAUAAGAGUUUCUUCGGUAGAUUAAUGACUUGCUCACUCAGCCAAGUAAAUAUAUAUAUCUGAAUGUUUUAUUAAAAUUCCUUCUAAUGAAGCAAUAAAAGUACAUUUGAUCUCAUGUCAUUUGUACCGAUACCUACUAGUUGUAUUAUUUAUUGAGCGCCUAAAAGUAGGCUUCAAAGCAAGAUUUCUCGCCCCGCGUUGAGAAACUGCAUACAUAUUUACGUGCGUGCGCUAAUGAGAAGUUGAUAAGAAAUAUAAUUACACAUUUUCUUUCACUUCAUCAACUUAAUCAUGCUUAUUUCUCUCACUUUUCAAUUAAUGAGAGUGUAAAAUUGAUAAAUUACUUCUAAUUUGUAUCUAACCAAUCAUAGUUAAAAUUCGCUGACGUUGUGUUAUCAGUAGAUUUAUUGUAAAUUUCCUAUUGGAGGCAGACAGCGAUGAAAUGCUACUGUUUUUAAAUACCUGUAGUUGAAG